Molecule: messenger RNA, 1413 nt
Organism: Linum tenue
Lineage: Eukaryota; Viridiplantae; Streptophyta; Magnoliopsida; Malpighiales; Linaceae
Source: the annotation of a GenBank genome assembly
AUGAUCAAGAUAUCCGCCAAACCCAUAUCAAGCCCGGGUCGGGCGGAGAAGUACUACCCGCCGCCAUUGAUGAGGUUCCUGAGAAGCAAUGUGGGGAACAAGAGCCGCGGCAGGUCUCGCUCCAGCCCCUUGUUCGUCAGGAAGCGGAACCCAGCCACCGCUAUUGAAGCUCCCGAGCCCUCUUCCCCCAAAGUCACCUGCAUGGGUCAGGUUCGGGUCAGGCGCCAGACCAAAAAGAAACGCCUCCGGGGCUCCGAUUGCAACCGCCGCAACUGGAUCCCCGACGCCCUCUUCUUCUCCUGCUGCCACGGCGGCGGUAGUUGUAGUAGCCUACGAGGGAAGAAAAAGAAGAAGAAGAAGAAUCCCCGUGGCCGCGGGUGCUUCCGCCGCCCGGCCUGGCCCGAGUGGACCCGGUUCUUCCGGAUCGGGUCAAACCGGAAGUCCGAAAUCCGCGAGGACAGAAACGACACGGAUUUGGGAAGCUCCCUGGAGGAAGAGGAGGAAGGAGAGGCGAGGUCAGUGGGCGCCGCGAAGGUGUUCGCCUGUUCAUCGCCGGCGAAUUCGCCGCCGAGGAACGCGCUGCUGCUGAUUCGGAGCAGAUCUGCGCCGUACAGGUCGUCGUCUCUGGCGAGCCGGUUUUGGGGGUCGCCGGUCGGGAGCGAGGAAGAAACGGAGGAGCGGAAACAGAGCACGGAGCAAGACUCGAGCCUGACAUCGAAGAGGGAAUCUUCUUCUUUCGAGGAGGAAUCCGACAAGGAAUCGAGGUUGGAUCCGGAAAACGAAGAGACCAGGUUGGGGGUUUUCAAGGAUUUCGAAGGCUCCGUGGAGUCGGUGGUCAAAGAAAGAUUAAUGGAGCAAACAGCCGCAACGAAGCUUGAAGAGGAAGAAGAGAAAGUAGGGGAAUACGCCGAGGCGAUAACGUCGCCGCCGCGGCGGCCGGUUGUGCUGACGAGGUGUAAAUCCGAGCCGGCGAGAAUCACCGGCGAGAAGCUGGAUCCGGAGGGUUCUCAACCCUUCGAUGCCGGCAAAUCGUCCGAAUCCGCUGUCUUUAACGCUGUCGAACGGCAGCGACUGAAACAACGGCAAUAUUCUCUUUCUUUAUUAACCUUCAAGCUCUGCAAGUUGAAGGUGAGGAUCGGGAAGAGGCUGAGGAAGGGCGUGGUUUUGAGCAUGUCGGUGGCGAGGUUGAGGAUAUACCGGAUGAUCAGGAUUCAGUGGAAGCGGUUGUUCGGCGGCCGCUUAAUCGCUGGCGGUGGUGGUGGUGUUCUUCCUGCUGCUGCUGUUCGGACUCCGGAGAGAGAGAGGAAGCGUUCUGAUGGACUCUCCUCACUUGUUUGGUCUGGGCCCAGCUCCCAGAGCCCACGGCGAGAUAACUCGGCCUAUGAACUUAUCCUCUUCUUCCGUUUGGUUUAA